This is a messenger RNA of Coregonus sp. 'balchen', 13607 nucleotides long. NCBI's taxonomy places the organism in Eukaryota, Metazoa, Chordata, Actinopteri, Salmoniformes, Salmonidae. The record is from the annotation of a GenBank genome assembly.
UCGUGGAUUCCCCGGAACUCCUGGUCUUCCCGGAAUCAAAGGACACAGAGUGGGUGCUUCAUCAUGCUUCAUUUAUAAUCACAUCUCCAUCAGAAAGGAUAUUAUGAUGUUACACGUCCAACAUGAUUAGCAACAUAAUAGAUUAGCUAAUUAGUGUUCAUUAAAUCAGUCUAAUGGGGCUGAUGUAGGACUAAUCCGUCCUGAUGAAGUGACUCCCUGCUGUCUGUCUGUCUGUCUGUGUGUAGGGUCAUCCAGGUCUUGAUGGAGCUAAGGGAGAGGGUGGUGCUGCUGGAGCAAAGGUAAGACUUCGGCCAAGAUCUUCUAUUCAACAAAUCUUAAGAGUUUCUAUUUCUGUGUCUAUUUGUCUGACUAUCUGACUGUCUGAUUGGCUAACUGACUGACUGUCCCCUCUCUAUAGGGUGAGGGUGGUGCUCCCGGAGAGAACGGCGCCCCUGGACCAAUGGUAAGAGAGCGUUACACAUGUGUAUUACCUGAAUAUUAUGAGUAUAAAGCUUUUACUCUCCUCCUGUAACUUUUACUUGAAUGUGACCAAGCUGAGUUUUCAUCACUUGUCUCCUGUAGGGACCACGUGGUCUGCCUGGCGAGAGAGGCCGUCCCGGACCUUCUGGCUCUGCUGUGAGUAAUUACACAGACAUUUACCUUCAACACUCUCUGAUUAAACCAUACACUCCUGAACAAUACACAACCCCAGGUUAGUAAUACACCAAAGCUGAAUGAUAUGCCAUAUCGAUUCAACCGUUUAUGUCCCCAAUCCCAAUCAAUCCUAACCAGACCCAAUCAUAUUCUGUACACUCACCUACCAGACAAUCCCAGCCUAGUGUUUGGGACUUUCUCUUUGGUUAAUGUUGCCACCCGAUAAAGACCUUCUCAAUCUGGCUGUGUAGCAAAAUCAAUUACAGUCAAAAUUACAAUUAUGAUAAGCCUGCCUAACGGUCGUCUCGUAAAGCCAACCUUAGGUGUUUUAAACCGGAAUAUUGAAACAUUGUGGGAGGCAACCCGGAUGUCUAGAGAGACUAUCUCAAUGUUGUAAAUGAGUCCAUCCAUAAACACCCCACAGUACCUACCAUCAUCAUAAUGUCUCCCAUGUCUGCUCUCUCCUCAGGGUGCCCGUGGUAAUGAUGGCUUGCCUGGCCCUGCUGGUCCUCCUGUACGUAUGAGCUCCUCAUAUUGGUUCCUCACUGUUUCAAAGACAUAUAGCUUUUAUUAUUGUUGUACAAGAUACUGAAAUGCAGAAAUCAAUAAUACACUUCUCUUAUUACAGCACAAUCACAAUUGUGCAUAUUUUCUAAUAGAUUUGGACCGCCUUGACUGUUUCUCCCAGUCCAUGUUGUAUUUGUGGGAUAAUAACAAAACCAGGAAUUAGUGAGUUUGUGAACUCUGACAUUUGAACUGUGAUUCCUACAGGGGGCUGUUGGACCUGCUGGAGCACCCGGUUUCCCUGGAUCCCCUGGUUCCAAGGUUUGUACUAUUUACAAUUACAGUAUGUACAAUUUGGAAAUUCUUCAUUUCUUUCUCCCAUCCAUCAUGUCAGUCAUGAACCCAAUCGAAGCCUGUUGGUGUGAUAAAGGGUGUGUCUGUUGAAUUUCCACCAAUCAUGGAGGUCAGACACUUCAUUUCACUAGAUCACGAGUGAUAAACUCUGACGAGGUGAUCAAUAAUGAUAAGCUGCAAUGAGAUGAGAUUCUCACAGUCACGCUACCUCAAGGACACAGAAGAGUCACUUUGAACUGUCACAGUAUGUCGGUCUAUCACAUCUCUUGGAGACAAUGAGCACCAAUCCCCAUACCAUUUGACUUCAUCACCGAGUGCAGUUUGAAGAACAGUUACACAGAGAAGCAACGGCAGUCCUAAUUGUCCUGUGAAUCGCUUCCAUUCUACAGGGAGAAGCUGGCCCCACUGGUGCCCGUGGAGCUGAGGGCGCACAGGGACCCCGCGGAGAGGCUGGCACACCCGGAUCUCCCGGUCCCGCUGGCGCCUCUGUACGUAACAUCCAGGCUCUGUGUGAUACAGUCUGAAGUGUAUUAUCUCAUACUGACUAUCUCUCAUAAUUAAAUCGAUGCAUUGUUUUCGUCUCUUCACUUUGCUCCUCUGUUCCUUUAGGGCAACCCUGGUACUGAUGGUAUCCCUGGAGCUAAAGGAUCAGCUGUAAGUAUACUCUUACACUAUAUGGUUUAGAAAGUACCCUCUACACUCUUUCUAUACUCAGCAUGAAAUAACAGUGCUCUUGGACACCAUUAUCGGUCUACUACUCAGUCAGUAACACUCAGUUGUGUUCUGUAGGGCGCUUCUGGUAUUGCUGGUGCACCUGGUUUCCCAGGACCCCGUGGCCCCCCCGGACCUCAGGGAGCAACAGGACCUCUUGGGCCCAAGGGACAGUCGGUAGGUCCCCCAUGUUCACCCCAAAACCUGGACACCCUAAUAUUAUGUUGGUGGUGCUUAUUGGUUUUUCUUAGGGGGAAACCCAUGUGCUGGGAGUCAUUUCAUUCCUAUUUCAACUGUUCUGAGUGAUUUCUAGAAUGAUGACUUUGCUCCUGUGUUUGUUGUAGGGAGACCCUGGUAUUCCUGGUUUCAAAGGAGAGGCUGGACCCAAGGGAGAGCUUGUGAGUUCUGUUUUGAUGGGUCAUAUAAUAUCAUAACUACACAUGGACAUUUUCACUCAACUGAGUUGGACUUGGAAGUAUGUUUGGGAUUAAUCAGGCAUCUUCUUGAUCACCCCCUGUAGGGCCCUGCUGGUCCCCAAGGUGGCCCUGGCCCCGCUGGAGAGGAGGGCAAGAGAGGAGCAAGAGGAGAGCCCGGUGCUGCUGGACCACUUGGACCUCCUGGCGAGAGAGUAAGGAUCUGAACCAUCACAGAUCUGGCGACAGUUUGUUUUGUUUUUGUUCUGUGUCAUUAGGUCAUAUCAGUUCUUCCCAUAUCCUAUUCCUCAUCAUGGAAAUCUUCUCUCUGUCCUUGUUUCUAGGGAGCUCCCGGUAACCGUGGUUUCCCAGGUCAGGAUGGUCUUGCUGGUGCUAAGGUGGGUCUUACAAUGCUGAUUUAACACUUUUACAGUUCUCAAUGCCACAUCUCACCUGAUAGACAGGAAUGGACAAGAGUAGUUGCAAAAUCACUAUAACAACUAAUUCUACUAAAUUAGUCCCUAACUGUAAGAAGAUGUUCAUGUAGAACCCUGAGUAGUUAAAAAAUAAAAUAAAAGCUGUUAUAUUUACUACUGGUGCCAGCAAUACCUUUACUUUUUUACCAGCUAUAAUUAAUACAAUAGCUAAUCACAGUUAAUAAACAAUGUUGUUUAAAUGUGAGUGAUAAAAGCAAAUACUAAUCUCUCUCCUCUUCCUCCUCAGGGAGCCCCUGGUGACCGUGGUGUUCCCGGCGUGGGUGGGCCUAAGGGAGGCACUGGUGAUCCCGGCCGCACAGGAGAGCCUGGUCUUCCCGGAGCCAGAGUAAGUAGUAGUACCCCUGGUCUCCACCACCACCACCACCAGCAGCCAGAACAGUCAUUGACAAGAGCUGUGACUCAUCAUUGCUUUAAAUUGGUAUCUAUCUUCAUGUAUAAUGUUGACACUGUCAUUGUGUGUGAUGCUCACAGGGUCUCACUGGUCGCCCCGGAGAUGCUGGUCCUCAAGGCAAAGUUGGUCCUGGUGUAAGUAUGCCUCUUUUACCGUCUAGCACCGUCUAGUAUUCCACUCUUACCAAACAUUUACCAGACAAUUAACCAAGAUUUGGUGCAGUAAUACAGAGUUUUGCUUUCCAAACCCAUGAGAUGCACAAGAUCUCACUGGAGAUUCCAUGUACUAGAUCUCCAGUGAUGCUGACUUGCUCUUCUCUCCUCUGUGUGUGGUACUGUGUAGGGUGCUGCUGGUGAGGAUGGUCGCCCCGGCCCACCUGGUCCUCAGGGAGCACGUGGCCAGCCUGGUGUGAUGGGAUUCCCUGGACCAAAGGGAGCCAAUGUAAGUGUCACAGGGGUUUCCAAUAAAGUUUUGAUACCCAGAGGGACGAUUUGCCUCCGGCACUAGAUACAGACAGUAUCUGACAGACACAUACAGUACAGUAGCUGCAUGGAAAACGUCCCAAUUAAGUCCCCUUGCACAUGUCUUUGCUUCUUCUCUGUGACUGACCAGUGUGUAUUUUUCUCAACAGGGUGAGCCUGGCAAGGCAGGAGAGAAGGGUCUUGUGGGUCGUCAAGGUCUGAUAGUAAGUUGAUCAACUUUUCAGAUUAACUUGCUGUAACCCUUGGUCUUAGCAAAGUUGAGUUCACAUUUGUGCAAUUUUGGUAUUUUACCCCCAUAAUGUUUCAAGAAAUGACAAAGUGGAGGACCGGACAUCGAUCCAAGUCUUUCCUUUGAAGUGGUGGUUCAUGAUGAACUGAUACAUUUUUCUCUCUCUGAACAGGGUCUGGCUGGUAAAGAUGGUGAGACUGGCGUUGCUGGACCUCCCGGCCCUGCUGUAAGUGUUCACCCUCUUACAGACGUUGUAAAAGACAACACAGCAAUAUACAACUGCUUCUUAAGGAGUGAAACUGCACCUCAUAGUAAUAUCAUCUAUUUCUGUGGUGCACCUAUAACAAAAUAACUGUAGCCAUAGUAUUUGUAAUAGCUAGCAUCUCUCUUUGAGCACUUGAGGAUGCGAUGGCAUUCCCAAACUUCCACACAGCUCCACAGGGUGCGGUUGCUGUCUACCUGUGUUGAUCACCUGUGUUGAUUACCUGUGUUUGCCGAUUUGAUUACCUGUGUCAAUCACGUAAUCACCUGUGUUUGCUUUCAUCCUAGGGACCUGCUGGAGAGAGAGGAGAGCAGGGAGCUGCUGGACCAUCUGGCUUCCAGGUGAGUUCACCUUACUUUUCUGGAUUGGCUAGAACAUGAUGAUUCUAUUCAGAACAUCUUGAUGUCUAUUUUUGAUGAUGUCAUAGGAAGUCACUGAUUGUCCUGUGUUGUUGUGCAGGGUCUGCCUGGACCUGCUGGCCCCCCAGGAGAGGGAGGCAAGCCUGGUGAUGCGGUGAGUGUCCACUGUCACAGCAACACACCAGGCCUGUCCAGGUUCCUGAUUUAUUGAUCACAUUAGGAACAUCUAACCCUGCUACUCACAUCACAUUUGUCAUCACACACCUCAGGCCUGUAUCCUGAUCAAGUAAUUCUAGCAAACACAAGCACUUGCUGUAUUCUCAAGGUAUUAUUUAUCUACUGUAAAAGUAUGCAGCUACAAUGUCUCUAUCCUCUCUCUGUAGGGUGUUCCUGGAGAGGCUGGUGCUGCUGGUGCUACUGGACCUAGAGUGAGUUUUCAUUUCUACAAUAAGUCUGAUUUAGAUGUUUUUCUCACUUACUGUCAUAAUCAUGUAGUUAGCCACCACCAUCUGCUUGUCAAACCUUUAUGUCUGUAGUUCUUCCUGUUUCUGCCUCUCACUUCCUGUCUCUCUGUUCCCUGAUAGGGCGAGCGUGGUUUCCCUGGUGAGAGGGGCGGUGCUGGACCUCAUGGUCUGCAGGGACCUCGUGGACUUCCUGGAACUCCCGGAACCGAUGGACCCAAGGUUAGGAGCCACUCCCCUCAGCCAACCUUGUCUUCAAUAAGAGUUUACGUUGUUAUUGGAUACUGAGUCCUGAGCCCCUAUAGUCAGGCAAUCACAGUGCCACUACUGAAGAGAGAAACAUCAGAAACAGUGUGAUCGGCCAUCUUCUAACUCCAUGUUCCUCCUCUCUGACAGGGAGCCAUUGGGCCAGCUGGUGGUGCUGGAGCUCAGGGACCCCCCGGCCUGCAGGGUAUGCCAGGAGAGAGAGGAGCUGGUGGUAUCCUCGGAGCCAAAGGUGACAGAGUGAGUAACAACCCUCAAAAAUAUCUAAUCAUUGUUGUAGAAAACUAGACGGUGGAUUGCAAGGUUAUAUCAUGAUGUCUGAUAGAUACAUACUAAGAUGUCAUGGUUUUCUGUGUCUUACAGGGUGACAACGGUGAGAAAGGACCUGAGGGCGCUCCUGGAAAGGAUGGUUCUAGAGUGAGUACUGAGCAGAAAUAGAGAAAAUAGCCACACUCUCCUGUGGCAACUCUGAUCCAAUGACCCAAUGGAAAUACAAUGAUCCAAUGACCAAGUGUGGUUGAUAAUAACUCCAUCUUUCUUCUCUCCUCCCACUUAGGGUUUGACUGGUCCCAUUGGUCCUCCUGGCCCAGCUGGUCCCAACGGCGUAAAGGUAGGAAUUACCAUACUGAUCAAAUAACCUGUUAUUAUGUCUAUGGUCUAAUAUUCAUUUAACAGAUGGUUGUAAUGUAGUAAUGCUGGUAAAUGUGUGUACAGUACGGGUUUGUCACUCUCCUCUCUCCUUCCCUCUCAGGGUGAGGGUGGACCUUCUGGCCCAACUGGUGCUGCUGGUGCUCGUGGUGCUCCUGUAAGUUGGGUCUCUCCGCCUCUGGUGUCAUAUCGUCCGUUUUUUUGAUUUGUAUUAAAAUCAGCCACGUUGUCAACCUGCUCAGGUUUGAAAUGUUCAAAGUGCUAACUCACUUCCCUCCAGUACAGAGAGCAGGAAGAAGCUAGAGAGGAACCAGACCCUGUCGUGAAACAAUGUAGAGCUCUACCGAUCAAAAUAUUAGAUCACUUAGUCAAAGUCACCAGACAUUUUGAUGUCAAGAUAUUGUUCAUAUUGAUUCCAAGACCACUCACUAUCCAAGUUGCCCGGCCUACACAGUUAUAGUAAAAGGAAAUUCCAAGUACACUAAAUUCCUAAGAAUAUAUUUCAUUCUAAAAGGUUUGACCUCUGAUGAGUACAGCCUCCUCCACAUUCAAUCACUGCACCUGCAACAUGACGGACAGGGCCACAUACAUCUACAGUUAGAAAAUCUUUCUCUGUGGUACCUGUUUUGAGUCCGUCUCUCUCUUCCUGUAGGGUGACCGUGGUGAGGGUGGUCCUCCCGGGCCUGCUGGCUUCGCUGGGCCUCCUGUGAGUAGAACCACAGCAAUCACAUCAGUUUCAAUGAAAACAUUAAUAUAAUCCAUAUAAAAUGUUGAAUCUUUAUUGACCUGUAUCUUCCAUCCACCAACCUCCAGGGUGCAGAUGGUCAGCCUGGAGCCAAGGGAGAGUUGGGCGAGGCUGGACAGAAGGGAGAUGGUGGUGCCCCUGGACCUCAGGGACCCUCUGGGGCCCCUGGACCUGUGGUAGGUACCCCUCGAAAUGCACUUUGAGAUACCAAAUACCUGUAUGUCCCAGAGACAGAUGUCUUAUGGCCCAAUACAUUGCCAUUCGUAGUAUAAGAAAUUGAGAGUAUUUGAGAACAAAAUUGAUGCACUUCUUAUUUCAUUGUUCUCGUUUCUUUGUCUAAUUGUGUUUAUCACUGCUUUUUAUUCCAGGGACCCACUGGUGUUUUUGGACCUAAAGGAGCUCGUGGUGCCCAGGGUGCCGCUGUAAGUCAACAGUUCCAAUGAUAAGAGAUUAUUACCCAAUAGUAAGUGAAAAUAUAAAAUGCUAUGUUCUGUAAUUGCUUUCAUUGAAAUAUUGUCUUGUCCCUUUCUUGUUGGUAGGGUGCUACUGGUUUCCCUGGUGCUGCUGGAAGAGUUGGAUCUCCCGGUCCCAACGUGAGUAUCACAUCAUCACAAGUAUCCAUAGACAAUAUAAAGUUACCUUUUCAUUCAGAUUACCUGUGUAUAGCUGUGUGAUUGAAAAAUGCUGCAUCUCUCUGUUCCCUCUCUCAGGGUAACCCUGGUGCUGCUGGCCCCGCUGGUCCUGCUGGUAAAGACGGUCCUAAGGGAGUUCGCGGUGAUGCUGGCACCCCAGGAAGACAGGGAGACGCUGGGCUGCGUGGAGCUGCUGGAGCCCCUGGGGAGAAGGGAGAUGCUGGAGAGGAUGGUCCCCUUGUGAGUCUUACCCAUCCACUCUUAAAUUAGCUAAAUUAUAUCUCACAGAGAAAAUGCCACCCAGCCUCUUAAAGUAACUGUCCGGUUCUAGAUUUCUAUGAAAUAUGACCUUUAAUUAAUUACAAUGAGUGAAAUGCUUAAUAAAAAAUGUUUGGAAGGAAAAGUAUGAAAAAAAGCAGCUUUUCUUGGAAUGGUGUGGGCGUGCCCAACAACAGAAUGGUGUGGGCGUGCCCCAACAACAGAAUGGUGUGGGCGUAUACCAGUCAUAAAAGAUAUUAAUGCGAGUAGACCGCUGAUUGGCCAGCUCAGCCAAAGAGGCAUUCUCUAUGAGGAAAUAGCAAGCAUUUUUUAAAUGGUCUGUUUAAGAUACAAGUUUGAGGUGGGAUUUUAAGUGUUUUUUCUCCAAUUUAUGCUUUGGCCACAAAUACGAGUAUAAGACGAGUCAACGACAUUAUUUGGGUAUGAGUUAACCGAAUAUCAACUUUUAAAAGUGAGAUUUUCACUGGACAGUUACUUUCAGCUUAAUGGAUGUACCUUGUAGGCCUAGUAACACCAACUCAGCCACCUUGAUUGUCUAUCACUUCAUUUCAAAUGUGCCUGACUUUCUAGAACUGGAGUUAUGAACUGAAUGAGCUAAACCUGGAGUUAUGAACUCAUUGAGCUAGAGCUGGAGUUGUGAAGUCAAUGUAGUAAACUUUUACCUAUUGUCUCCUCCAUCUCUAGGGUCUUGAUGGUCCUCCAGGUCCCAAUGGUUUGGCUGGGUCUCGUGGUAUUGUUGGUCUGCCUGGGCAGCGUGGAGAGAGGGGCUUCCCUGGCCUUCCUGGACCUUCUGUGAGUAUCUCACCCCUGAUAGUACUAUGAUUAGUGAGUAAAAAUUGUCACAGUAUUUUCAGGUGAGUGUUAUGGAACCAUUGCCCUUACUGGUCCACUUGUAAGUUGAGCUCUCUUUAUAAGCUAAAAUACCUAUUAAUAUUAAUGAAAAUUGGCCUGAGAACCUUUUAGGUCCAGGCUCAUAUAACUCCCACUAGUCCUGCACCAUUGAUCGGUAACUACGCAACAUAUUUACUCUAAUAUCAUAUCUGGGAUGCCUGUAGUGAUUGCCUGUGUAAUAUCAUGGAGUCCUGAUAUCCACAUACAUUCAUAAUGACAGAUCUAUAUCCAGACUUCUUUCUCCUUAAAUCUGUCACAAAGAAGUCGAUCACUCAGUGACCAAUUGGCUGUAACUGAGAUGCAUUCAGAACUAAAUGUCCAUCAUACUACUUCCUACUGUUUUUUUGUGUGUUUUUCUUACCACAUAGGGGCUUUUAGACAGUUGCUGAUGUCCUACUUAGCAUGCAAAUUAAUAAUGAAGUCCAUGAGUCCAUUGACUAGUCAGUCAAAUAUUACAUUGUUGCAGUUAUAGACAUGAGAUAUAAUUGGACUGUGGUGACGUCUGACACUUACUCCUUGAUGUUGAGUCUGAUGUCCAUGUUCUGUGUGUCCCAGGGAGAGCCCGGUAAGCAGGGAGCUUCUGGUGCUAGUGGUGACCGUGGACCCCCUGGCCCUGUGGGACCCCCUGGACUGUCUGGACCUGCAGGAGAGCCCGGAAGAGAGGUCAGAACUAAACCACAACAGCACAGACCACAACAACAACAUAAACCACAACAUAAAUAAACCACAACAACAAAUAUAGGCCAUUGUAGUUGCAUGCAGCAAUUACAGAGGUAUAGGCCAUAGCGACGCUAUCUUCAUGACUGGAAGCAAUACAUUUCAAUUAAUGAUUAAAUCUCUGUCUCUACCUUACAGGGCAACGCUGGAUCUGAUGGACCCCCUGGCAGAGAUGGAUCCACUGGAGUCAAGGUGAGAUGCCUGCAUUAUACACCAAUCAAACCAAUCAGUCCAAACCAAUCAAUCCAAUUGAUGGAUAAGAUAUCAAAUGCUCUUGGAUGUCCUUAUAUCCUAUGAUCUUCUCUCCACCUGUAGGGUGAGCGUGGUAACACUGGUCCUGCUGGUGCUCCUGGUGCCCCUGGCGCUCCCGGUGCCCCCGGCCCUGUCGGCCCCCUGGGCAAGCAGGGAGACAGAGGAGAGGGAGUGAGUACCCAUACAAAACUACACACAAUAUGAAUGAGAUAAAUGAUGGUGUUUUGUAUUUCAUACUAGUUUGGUUGUUGUUAGCCUGUCUAAUGGAAGAACCUCACUCUUGUUUUUAGGGUGCUCAAGGACCUGCUGGACCCGCUGGACCAGCUGGCGCUAGAGGAAUGGCUGUGAGUGUCAACAUCCCUCAUUUUGAAACACACCAUUCUCUAAUAAACUAUUCCUACUGUAGCUGCACCUGCAUUUGCACACAAUGUUUCUGCUGAGUUGAUUGACACUCUCUGCCUCUACAUCAGGGACCCCAAGGACCCCGUGGAGACAAGGGAGAGGCUGGUGAGACAGGAGAGAGGGGACAGAAGGGACACCGUGGCUUCACCGGUCUGCAGGGUCUUCCCGGACCUCCCGUAAGUCACCCAAGUCCUCUGGCCACACUGCACCUUUAGUCAUUAUACUUCUCCAUCUUCAUAGAACUGUAUUCAUGACACUUCUGCAUGUGGAAUAAGUUCUGUUCCCUGACUUCCAGUUGUCUUUGUCUAAACUAACAGGGCUCCGCUGGAGACCAGGGAGCUGCUGGACCUGCCGGACCUAGUGGGGCUAAAGUGAGUUUAGACGAGAGAAGAGAAGGACAGAACACUUCUCUAAUCCCUCCAGACUAUGAUAAGACAAAUGGACUACUCCUAUACACUGGUUAUCCCUUGCUAUGAUAAUGAGGGGCAAAGGCUAGUCUUUUUAGAAUCCUCCAACACCAUGAUAAGGUAGAGGAUGGGAAUGGACACUGUGUUUUAAUUAGUCUGUCCUGUGAUAACAGGGAAGGCUAAUGCUUUUGUGAUUACCACGUUGUGGUAGAGAGGAAGACAGACAGGAGAGGCUACCACUUAAAAAAUAACCCAUAAAGAUUAAUUACAUGAUAAAGAGGAGGGAAAGGAUGUGAAUAAUUAUCACCCAUAGAGAGAUACACUAUAUAUACAAAAGUAUGUGGACACCCCUUCAAAUUAGUCGAUUCGGCUAUUUCAGCCACACCCGUUGCUGACAGGUGUAUAAAAUCGAGCACACAGCCAUGCAAUCUCCAUAGACAAGCAUUGGCAAUAGAAUGGCCUUAUUGAAGAGCUCAGUGACUUUCAACGUGGUACCGUCAUAGGAUGCCACCUUUCCAACAAGUCAGUUCGUCAAAUUUCUGCCCUGGUCAACUGUAAGUGCUGUUAUUGUGAAGUGGAAGCAUCUAGGAGCAACAACGGCUCAGCCGCGAAGUGGUAGGCCACACAAGCUCACAGAAUGGGACCGCUGAAGCGCGUAAUGCGUAAAAAUCGUCUGUCCUCGGUUGCAACACUCACUACCGAGUUCCAAACUGCCUCUGGAAGCAACGUCAGCACAAUAACUGUUCGUCAAGAGCUUAAUGAAAUGGAUUUCUAUGGCCGAGCAGCCUUUCCUGUUUCAGCAUGACAAUGCCCCCGUGCAUAAAGCGAGGUCCAUACAGAAAUGUUUUGUCAAGAUCGGUGUGGAAGAACUUGACUGGCCUGCACAGAGCCCUGACCUCAACCCCAUCGAACACCUUUGGGAUGAAUUGGAACGCCGACUGCGAACCAGGCCUAAUCGCCCAACAUCAGUGUCUGACCUCACUAAUGCUCUUGUGGCUGAAUGGAAGCAAGUCCCCGCAGCAAUAGUCCAACAUCUAGUGGAAAGCCUUCCCAGAAGAGUGGAGGCUAGUAUAGCAGCAAAGGGGGGACCAACUCCAUAUUAAUGCCCAUGAUUUUGGAAUGAGAUGUUCGACAAGCAGGUGUCCACAUACUUUUGGUAAUGUAGUAUAGCUGCUAUAUUUGUAAUGUCCGAUAAGCAGGUUGUUUUUUUAUUUAAAGAGUGUACACUCACUCAUAGUCAAGAAUAACUGUUGGACAAUUGAACAUGAACAAUGUUACAUCCGGUAAAAGUUUCAAACUAACUGUGACUCCAGCCACUCUACAAAGACACUCCCAUUCAUACAUGCUAUGCUAGCAUCCAUGUGUUUGAGCCGUGACUAACCCCAUCUCCUCAGGGACCACCUGGCCCAGUCGGUCCCGCUGGUAAGGAUGGAUCGAACGGUACCCCUGGACCCCUCGGACCCCCUGGACCUCGUGGUCGUUCUGGAGAGGCUGGUCCUGCUGUGAGUAACCCUUGUCAUAACAUAUAGCAGCAAAUAUGUUAAAGUCUUCAUGUUGUCCCACCUUGUAACAAUCGUCUCCUCUUCUCCUUCAGGGUCCUCCUGGUAACCCCGGACCCCCUGGUCCUCCUGGUCCUCCUGGCCCUGGCAUCGACAUGUCUGCCUUUGCUGGCCUGUCUCAGCCUGAGAAGUCUCCGGAUCCCCUGAGGUACAUGAGGGCUGAUGAGGCGUCCAGCUCCCUGAGGCAGCACGACGUGGAGGUCGACUCCACACUCAAGUCCCUCAACUACCAAAUCGAGAACCUGCGCAGCCCCGACGGUAGCCAGAAGAACCCUGCCCGCACCUGCAGAGACCUCAAACUGUCCAACCCCGAGUGGAAGAGCGGUGAGUGGGGGAAUGGUUAGAGGAGAGGGAGAAGAGAGAGUGAAUGGAAAGGAAAGAACAUGUGUAUAACAUGAUCAGUCCAAACCAUGGUAGGGUUUGAACCAUUUGUCCUCUGCCCCUCUCGUUCUCCAGGCAACUACUGGGUGGAUCCUAACAUUGGCAGCACAGCUGACGCCAUCAAGGUCUUCUGCAACAUGGAGACUGGCGAGACCUGUGUGUACCCCAGCAUAGCCAACGUACCACACAAGAACUGGUGGACAAGCAAGAGCAAGGACCGCAAACACAUCUGGUUCGGAGAGACCAUGAAUGGAGGAUUCCACGUGAGUCUCUUCUUCACAUGAAUAAUCAUUUCACUGGCACGUUUGAGUGAAAUAUGGCUACUCCUUGAAUAGGAGAACUUCCUUUCCAGGGUUACCCUGAUCAUCAAGUAAAGCACUUCCUCUCAGUGUUUCCUUUUAUGAAUUACAGACUGAACAUAUAUUUCAGCCUUCCAGACAAGUUAUAGACAUCACAUAAAAUAAUACCAUCCAUAAACCUGUGUGUGACCUCCAUGUUUGUUACUGCCCCCUUCCUCACCACGUGUCGCAUUUAACCCUAAGCUCUUCGGCUCCCUCUACAGUUCAACUACGCUGAGGACGGUACCAACGCCGCCAGUAUCCAGCUGACCUUCUUGAGGCUGCUGUCCACGGAAGCAUCUCAGAACCUCACCUACCACUGCAAGGACAGCGUGGCUUACAUGGACGCAUCCACCGGCAACCUGAAGAAGGCUCUGCUGCUCCAGGGCUCCAACGACGUGGAGAUCAGAGCCGAGGGCAACAGCCGCUUCACCUACAGCGUUGUGGAGGACGGCUGCAAGGUGAGAGGGAUAGGCACUGUAAAGUAGGGACAGGGAGAAUAUGGACAUAGUAGGACCUAUUGGGGAAGGCACACUACAGUUACACAGUCUAAAAACAGUGUUUUUUCUGUCAUUGUAGCCUAUGGGAAUGUACAGUGUUUCAACACAUCUUUGUUGUCGUCCCACAGAAACACACAGGCCAGUGGGGCAAGACUGUUUUCGAGUACAAAACACAGAAGACCUCCCGUCUGCCCAUCGUGGACAUUGCUCCCCUGGACAUCGGAGGAGUGGACCAGGAGUUUGGUGUGGACGUGGGCGCAGUCUGCUUCUUGUAA